Vicia villosa (hairy vetch) is the source of this 601-nucleotide messenger RNA. Its product is annotated as ubiquitin-fold modifier 1. Gene Ontology annotation, cellular component: cytoplasm; nucleus. Bases 88 to 360 code for a protein of 90 amino acids. The record is from RefSeq and is a predicted model, not a curated record. Gene Ontology annotation, biological process: protein K69-linked ufmylation. NCBI's taxonomy places the organism in Eukaryota, Viridiplantae, Streptophyta, Magnoliopsida, Fabales, Fabaceae. The transcript is spliced from 4 exons.
CUAUAAUUUCUUUUGUUAAUUAAUCUAGAGUGGUGUUUUAUAAGGUAUCGUGGGUAGCGUUAGAAUCGUGGUUGGUGAAUAGUUACGAUGGCGAACGGUGGUGGAAAGGUGUCCUUCAAAGUCACCCUAACCUCCGAUCCAAAGCUACCUUUCAAAGUGUUCAGCGUUCCUGAGGCUGCGCCUUUUACCGCCGUUCUCAAAUUUGCGGCCGAGGAAUUCAAGGUUCCUCCACAAACCAGCGCUAUCAUCACCAAUGAUGGUGUUGGGAUAAAUCCUCAGCAAAGUGCAGGAAAUGUCUUCCUUAAGCAUGGUUCAGAACUACGGCUGAUCCCGCGUGAUAGAGUUGGUGCGUGCAUCUGAGAUGUUACAGGAUGUCUGAGUUGAACACUUUCUUUAUCUGUCUUGUUGGCUGUUGUAGUUCAAUAAACACUAGUGCUUUUAUUUAUAUCAUGUAAUUGAUAUUAAUAGUGCCCUUUUGACAAAGUUUAGUCCAAUAAUGAAUAAGCCUCCACCUCCUCCCAUAGUGACUAUGUUUGUAGUGCAGGAUUGUGCAAAAAUUAUUCAGCAAGUGAGUUUGUAAUGGAAAUAGGGGGAUUGUAUA